Messenger RNA from Symbiodinium natans, 876 nucleotides. NCBI's taxonomy places the organism in Eukaryota, Dinophyceae, Suessiales, Symbiodiniaceae. The record is from the annotation of a GenBank genome assembly.
AUGCUUGCAGCACAGAGAAUCACUGCUGAAGCUCGAGCUCGGUUGGUCUCUGGUUGGUACCCGAUGUUAGUGGAUGCGGGGGAUUCUUGGGGUGCGCGCUUCACAAGCCAGGAUCUGGGUCUACAGAAGCGACUCUUUGGGAUUCCGAAGCUGGAGGACGAAGAUGCGAACCUCGCCGGCACCAAGCGGUCUCGGGACUGCACCCUCAUCAUCACUGAAGGGGAUUCGGCCAAGGCACUGGCGGUGGCCGGCUUGAGCAUCGUAGGCCGGGACCACUAUGGGGUCUUCCCUCUAAGAGGAAAGCUCAGGAACGUCAGGGAGCUGUCAGAGAAGCAGAUGAUGGACAACAAGGAGAUCGAAGCCUUGAUGAAGAUCAUGGCCUUAGAUGCCUCCAAGAAGUACCAGGAUGCGAGCGGUUUGCGGUACGGCUCGGUCAUGAUCAUGACGGACCAGGACUUCGACGGAUCCCACAUCAAGGGCCUUGUCAUCAACUUCAUUCAACACUGGUUUCCAGGACUUCUCCAAUGCGAAGGUUUUCUCCGCGAGUUCGUGACUCCAAUCGUCAAGGUCUCCAAGAACGACGAGGUCUUGACCUUCUUCACAGUGCCCGAGUACGAAGCUUGGAAGCGGGCCAACGAUGGCGGCAGAGGGUGGGCUUACAAGUACUACAAGGGCCUCGGAACCAGCACCUCCGCAGAGGCUCGCGAAUACUUCUCGGACUUGGAACGCCACGAGCUCACCUUCCUGUCCGGCGAGAAGGAUGAUGACCUCAUUGACAUGGCCUUCAACACCAAGAAGGCAGACGCGCGGAAGGAGCCCCGCUUUGGGUGUGAGGAGCUUGGGACAUGUAGGGUCGUCUUGCCAAACGUCCUGUGA